AUGGGGCCACGAUUAAAAGGAGCACAUUCAAGGAAGCGAAAGCUGGCUAGUCGCGUGGAAGAAAUCAACUUCGAUGACACUGCCCGCCAUGAAUUCUUGACAGGCUUUCGCAAACGAAAGCAACAACGCAUAAAGCAUGCGCAGGAGGUCGCAGAGGAAAAGGCGCGAGAAGCGAAAAGGGAGGAACGAAGAAGGAUGCGUGAAGAGCGAGCCGCAGAUUUCGAACAUGCGCUAGAAGAGCACAAGAAACAAUUGAAGAAACUGAACGAGGAAAAUGAAAGUGGUGGUGACGCCGGAAAUUCUUCAAGCGAUGCUGAGGAAGACGAAUGGGACGGAAUCGAGGAGCCCCCGGCGGUAGACUACGAGGCCGAAUAUAUCGACGAGGAUAAAUAUACUACGGUAACUGUGGAGGAAAUGGACCCGUCGAAACAGAGCAUCCUUCAGACAAAUGACGAUAGCUUGGACGAACGGCCGAAAGAGCGAUCAGAACCUUCCGGUGAAGAUGUCAAAUCGAAGGAACAAUCCAAAAAGAAAAAACAAACAGACGACAAGUUGAAGAAGAAAAAGAAGAAGUUCCGAUACGAAUCAAAGGAUGAACGGAAGGUCACGAGGAUGAAGGAGCGGAGGUCUAACCAUAGAAAGGCGCAAGCGCGAAGAGAAAAGUGA
Aspergillus puulaauensis is the source of this 666-nucleotide messenger RNA. RefSeq names its product rRNA-processing protein RRP17. The coding region runs from base 1 to 666 and encodes 221 amino acids. The transcript has 2 exons. The record is from RefSeq and is a predicted model, not a curated record. Gene Ontology annotation, molecular function: RNA binding. Gene Ontology annotation, cellular component: nucleolus. NCBI's taxonomy places the organism in Eukaryota, Fungi, Ascomycota, Eurotiomycetes, Eurotiales, Aspergillaceae.